Messenger RNA from Monoraphidium neglectum, 1060 nucleotides. RefSeq lists its product as hypothetical. Lineage: Eukaryota; Viridiplantae; Chlorophyta; Chlorophyceae; Sphaeropleales; Selenastraceae. The annotation marks the transcript as partial. The transcript has a single exon. The record is from RefSeq and is a predicted model, not a curated record.
CAAUUACGCCGAGGCCGCUCUGCUGGCGCCAGAGGGCGGCGGCGGUUUUGGCCUCGACAACCGCCCCCCGGCGUCAGGCUCAGCAGCUUCCCCCCAGCUCCCCGCCGCGCUCGGCGCCACCCUGGCGGCGUCGGCGCUGCAGGCCGCCGCGGCCCGCUGCCUGCUGGCGCAGCGGCUGCUGCUGCUGCUGGGGGUGGUGCGGAGGAUGGGGCGCGCGGGGGCGGCGCCCCUGGGUUCGCAGCACGAGGAGCUUAUAAGCGGCCGCCUAGAGCCACAGCUGCUGGCCGCCCUGCGCGGCGCGGCGAUGGCGCUGUGGCUGUCCGAGACGCCCGCGGCGGCGCCGCCGUCGGGGGCCGCGGGGGGCGGCGGUGGGGGCGCGGCGGCACUGCCCAGCCAUUUGGAAGCGCUGCAGCUGGGCGGGCCCACGCGCGGCGGCGGGGCUGCCGCUGGCCUCACGCCGCGGGCGGCCGGUGUCGGCGGCGGCGUGGUCGCGUUUGGGCAGCAGCAAGAGCAGCAGCAGCAGCAGCGAUGGGGCGGGAAGCUGCCGCAGGAGCAGCCCCUGGCGGCCCAUUUUCUGCGCGUCUUCUGCGAUGCGUACCCCUCCGCAGCAGCGGCCGGCGGCGCAGGGGCACCACUGCUGCACAGCGGCGCGCUCGGGCCGGCCGCCGCGGCCUUCCUCAGCUUCCUGGAGGCCGGCGGCGGCACCAACGAUGACGUCGCCGGCGCCCAGGAUGACGUCACCGCGGGGCCCGACGCCCCCACGGAGCAGCAGGCGGGCGUCGAGGCGGCGGCGCUGCGCGCCGGGUGGCGACUGUUCUGCGCGCGCGAGUUCGCGGCGGCGUGCGCCCUGGCGUCGCAGGCGGGCGGCGGCGGCGGCGGCGCGCCCUCAGACGCGGGGCUGGCGUUCCUGUUGGGCGUGUCCCUCGCCUGCCGCCUCCGCAGCGCGGGUACGGGGGCCGCGGACGGGCGAUCGCGGGGGGAGCUGCUGGCUGCGGCGAGCGGCCACCUGUUCAGGGCGGCCGCGGGGCUGGCCGCGCCGGGCGCCGCGCCGCUGCGCGGC